AAAAUUUAAAAAACAAUAAUAAUUAAGAUGUUAGGUCUCUCACAGCCUACACUUCAGUUAACAUAAUAAUAAUAAUAAUAAUAAUAAUAAUAAUAAUCAUCAUCAUCAUCAUCAUCUCCAGCCAAAUUAGGAAUUCCUGUAACCAGGGAUUCCAUUUCACGAUAAGUGAUGCGUGUGAAAAGGUGGAGUUUAAGCACACUAUAAAUGGGAGCAACCUCUGGAAUUUCAUUCAUACAUCUCAGCACAGACCAUGCUGCUAUUACAGAGAGCUGCAUGCGUCAGGUACCUCGUGGCCUGUGCGGUUUUAUUCUGUAGAACGCCGGGGGCGGAAUUGAGACCCCGCCAGCAGGACCAAGCACGGGACACACUCCUACUUGAAGCUGUCAAAAAGGGAAUACUCGAAUCUUUGGGAGUUGAGAGCCCGCCUGUUCCACGCGAGACAGUGCCCACGCACGAGCUGGAGAGGGUGCGGAGCCUGUAUGAGGAGAAACUGCGUGAACUCCGAAAAAACACGACGGGAGAAGACAUCCAUUCAUCAGAGACGAGGACAAUUCUACUUACAGCUAAGUUAGAACCUUCUGUUGAAAGUAUAGAACUGCACAAAGGAGUUGCCAGCCAACACACUCAGAAGUUCAAAGCCGUGUUCCACAAGACCAACCUAAUUACAAACAAACUCCACAUCGUACGCGCUGAACUAAAGCUUUACAAACAACUACUAAAUGCCCUUCCCCCCAGAAAGCAUCCUUCUGGGAUCACCCUUUACAAACUACAGAAGACUGCUCCGGACCGUGAACCGACUGCAAACCUCAUUGCCUCAGAUCUCUUGGCCUUCAAAAACGUUGAUGUCAAAGCCGCCAUUUCAGAAUGGCAAGCGAGCUCGGAAAUCACUUUGGAGCUGGGGAUCGAAUUUGUUCCCCAAGCCAACGAAAGCCUCUUAUCCUGGGCAGAACCUCAGCAACUCACGCUGCAGAUCGAAACCAAGGAAGGAGAAGAUAGACAGAGAAGGAAAAGAUCUGUGGUGUCCGAGGAGGACUGUAAGAAAAAUGAGAAUGAGUGCUGCCGAAAAUCGCUGAGGGUGUCCUUUAAGGACAUUGGCUGGACUGACUGGGUGGUUGCCCCCGAAUCCUACACCAUGUAUUUCUGUGAUGGAUCCUGCCCUCAUAAUUACAAGCCAGCCAGCAUGCAUGCACAGAUCAAAUCUAGAAUGCACCAUUUCUCUAAAGGAGCAACGCCUGCUCCCUGCUGCAUCCCAGCCUCGUAUGAACCCAUGGUUCUAAUGCACUAUAACACUGAGGGGAAACUGACUUUGACUCCUUUCAAUGAUAUGAUUGUCAGCAAGUGUUAUUGUGCUUAGGUUUAUAGGAAUGUAAGAAUAUACGAAAAGAACAUUCAGCCCAUCAGUGCUCAUCUGGUUCCUUAAUUAAUCUCAAAACUUGAGUCUGAUCUUAAAGGAGCCCAAUGAUUCAGCUUCAAAACUAUGACUAGGUAACCCAUUCCAUACCCUCACUGUGUGAAGGUGUCUCCUACCCUAAGUCUAUUUCCAACAGUGUCCUCUGGUCCUGGUUUCUGUACUGUACUUAAAGUAUAGAUUGGGGUUAACUUUGUCAGGUCAUUUUACGAUUUUAAAGACUCCCUCUAAUGUGUGAGCCGGUAAAUCAAAAGGGGGGAAAAGCAAUGUGCAAAAUAAACUAAAAACCGCCAUACUAUUUACAAUGCAAACUGAAAUUAUUACAGCCAUACAAUCUGAAAAUGUUGCAAAAGUGUGUAUAAAAAAAUAUGUGAAAUAUAUUGUUUGUUGUUUGACCAGCCUGCACGCUGUUAAGCCACAGCUCUGUGAUUAUCCUGAGGUUACCCCACAAAGUGCAUUACGUGGAUUCUAAAGGGCUCUAAAACAUCCAAAAUGAAUGGUAUAUAUUAUAACUUCCACUGACUGUCAACAAAACGGUUUGCAGAAAUUGUGCAUAAAAUUGCACAUGAUUGUGGAACACAGUAGUUUUCUUUUUUUAAAUGCAUUUGGUCUUUGUUUUUGUAUCACAAACGAAUUCUGCUAUAUUGCUGUUUUAUCCCCAUAGAAAGCCCAGGCUGCUUUCAGUUGAGGUUUAAGAUACACAGCCAGAAAAGGGUUUGGCUAAAAUCAGCAGCUAUCUUUGUUCAAAGUUCAAAGAAAGCAUAAUAAAGGGAACUUUCACUUACAUGUGACGUAGCGCAGCACAUUUCACAAUUAGUUAACAUUUCACAAUUAGUUUCUAACACUGCCUUAGCAACUAUAUAAUAUUAGGGAUUUUAAUCAGAUUUUUUUUACUGUUUCUUAUGUUUCUGCUUAUAUUAUUAUUUACACAGCUUCCCCAACUGGGUCGGCUUCUGAAAAAACUCCUACAAGCUGAUGUGGUUUGAAAAAUGACUACUAGCGUAGAUAUUACUGUUCCACACCCCUAGUGGUCACCUCACUUCAGAAUUUUAGGAGUCUUUUCAGAAACAGACCCCGUGGUUGAAGAAAAUAUUAGUAAGCUUAGUAAAUAAUAUAGCAACACAAAAUUAGACAUCAGACAGGUAUAAUAAUCCUGUGCUUAAUUGAUCUUAGGUUUCUUAAGGUACUGUUUUUCAAUAUUUGAAUGCAUUAUCACAAAUAUAUUUCUGUAUCCAAAAGAAAUAUGUUAAAUGAAAACCUAUUAAAAAAAGUUAUUCUCAGGCACAAUAAUACAGUGUUGUGCAAUAUAUUUAAUAUAAGUAAGUAAGAGCAAAUGUAUUUAUAAAGAAGCAUAUUUAUUGUAACUUAUUUACUAUUUAUAAGAUGCCUACGUUGGUUUUGCAAAGAUAUUUAAAAUGUUAUUUUAAAAAAUGUUUUAUGAAUUUGUAAAAUUCCAGACUUGUUAAGCUUUAUUUUU
This is a messenger RNA of Acipenser ruthenus (sterlet), 2885 nucleotides long. Its product is annotated as growth/differentiation factor 8-like. Gene Ontology annotation, molecular function: cytokine activity; growth factor activity. Gene Ontology annotation, cellular component: extracellular region. NCBI's taxonomy places the organism in Eukaryota, Metazoa, Chordata, Actinopteri, Acipenseriformes, Acipenseridae. The transcript has 2 exons. Gene Ontology annotation, biological process: SMAD protein signal transduction. Bases 251 to 1354 code for a protein of 367 amino acids. The record is from RefSeq and is a predicted model, not a curated record.